CAUCUCCCCUGGCUAUUGACUUCUGGUCUUCUGGUUGGCCAAUGGCUAAUCAAUUGAUCGUCGCUUUUGGGUAGCUUAUUUUAGUUUUACUACUAUCGUGUGAAAGAAAAGAAAGGAGUUUUAAUUAUUAGAACGAAUUCCCUCGUUCCUCUUUGUCGCUCUUCUUCUUCCUGACUAAUCUUUGAGGGGAGCAAGGGAGGAAGAUCAUGGCAUCACUUCUUUUAGCGGAUUGGUUUGGCUCUGCGAUUGUAGAGAAGCUAAUCGAACUCGGCUUAACCUACGUGCAAAAUCAUUUCUUUUUGCAGGCAGGCAUAACAAAGGAGCUGAAAAGAUUACAGGAUCUCCACCCAAAGAUCCAAGCUAUUGUUGCUGCUUCAAACCGAGUAGAGAUUAGUGGGCAGAAUCCAGAUCUAAAAAAAUGGUUAUGGCAGCUCCGAGAUGCAGUUGACGAGGCUGAAGACUUGCUAGAUGAGCUGGAGUACAAUGAGCUCGCAAAACAAGUGCGUAAGGCUGGUCAGGAUAAGGUACAUAAGACUAUUUCUCCCUUCAAGAAUUGUUGUCUAAACCCCAAAUUCAGCAAAUACAUCGUUAAAGAAGAUCCAACUUUGAAAAAGCUGAGAAAAGUGGUGAAAAGUCUUGAUGAAGCGUUUGCGGGUGCUGGGAAUUUCCUUCAGCUUGUUGAAAUCACAAAGGAUGAAUUGAACCAGCAGCAGGAUGAGCAAUAUAAGGUUCGUGAAACCGGUUCCUUGCCAAAAACUGAUGUGUUUGGGCGCGAAGUGGAGAUGAAAUUUGUUAUAGAAUGGUUGAAGAGGCCAGUGGAUGAUGAUGGCUGUACAGCUAGUGGUGCUAUGUAUAGCAACAUUUCAAUUCUUUCAGUUGUAGGCCUUGGAGGAAUGGGGAAGACGACGCUUGUGCAGCAAGUUUAUUCAGAUGAGGCAACUAAUGAAUUUGAUCUUAAAUUGUGGGUUUGUGUUUCCAACAGUUUUGACGUGAAAAGGCUUCUUGCAGAUAUGCUUGAAUCUCUGACUGGACGGAGACCUGAUUUGGCAUCACUUAACGCACUUCAAGAGCGUCUCAAAGCUGCGUUGAUGUCGAAGAAAUUUUUUCUUGUUCUUGAUGAUGUUUGGGAGGAGGAGGAGAAGCAGGAUAAGAGCAAAUGGGAGAAUGUGCUUGCUCCACUAGCUACUGGGAAGGAGGGGAGCAAAAUUUUGGUAACAACUCGAAUGGACUCGGUUGCAUUGCUAGUCACGAAAGUAUUGAGGAAACAGAUGGUUAAAUUGAAAUUGGAAGGCUUGCAGGAAGAAGAUUGCUUGUUCCUCUUCAAUAGCUAUGCCUUUGCUGAUGUGAAAAACCUUGAAGCUUAUUAUGAACUGAAAUCGAUUGGAAUAAUGAUAGUUAAAAAGCUUUCAGGAUCUCCACUGGCAGCUAAAGUAAUUGGGGGCCUUUUGAACUCUAAUUUGGAUGUAAGACACUGGAAGAAUGUGUUAAACAGUGACAUUGGAAAUGCAGAGAAUGGUCAGAAUGAUAUUAUGCCAAUUCUAAGACUUAGCUACACUUACCUUCCCCGACAUUUGCAAAAUUGCUUUGCAUUUUGCUCCAUAUUUCCUCGAGAUCAUGAGUUUGAUAAAGAUGAUUUGGUCCGCAUGUGGAUGUCCUUGGGAUUCAUUCAGAAGCCUCGAUUUGUAGGGGAGUCAAUGGAAGACAUGGGAGGUAAAUAUUUUGAUGUUUUGGUUAAGAAAUCUAUCUUUGAGAAGGUUGAAGAUAAUCAUCGAAACAUAACAUAUUAUAUAAUGCAUGAUAUGCUGCAUGAGCUUGCACAGUCUGUUUCUACUCAGUUCUGCAUCAGAGUUGUUUGUGAUGAUAAAUUUCCUGUUGGAGUUCCUGGCAGCAUUCGACACCUAUCUAUUGUAACUAGUAGGCUCUCUGUGCUUGGUGAGAUGAAAAAAUUUAAGAACCUGCGUUCUCUUUUUUUGGCAUAUAUUGGGGAUAAUACAUUCCAUGAGAAUGCUUAUCAUGGAGAUGAUGAAAAGUUUGAUCUUGUUCUUUCCCAAAUAAUUAGAGCAUCAAAAAGCAUCCGCUUACUUAGUGUACGUGCACCGCACUUCAAAGAGAUGCCUAGAGAAAUUGGUGAUUUGAUACACCUUCGAUUCUUAAAACUAGUUCAAACUAGUAUAACCAGAUUGCCUAGAUCACUAUGCAAUCUCUACCACCUUCAAGUUGUUGUUUAUGAAGAAAUGCAUCAGGUAUCUAAAAAUUUCUUACCAAAAGGUAUGAAUAGUCUCCCUAAUCUUCGGCAUCUGAUUUUGCCAUGGGAUGAAAUUGAUGGAAUGCCUGGGAUUGGGAGUCUAUCUUUCCUUCAAGGAAUAGAUGGUUUUCGAAUAAUGAAUGAGAAUGGAUACAGAAUUGAGGAGCUGCAGCAUUUGAAUGAGCUGCGCAGUCUACGUAUUAAACUUAUUGAAAAUGUGAAGGAUGCUGGAGAGGCCAGAACGGUCAAGCUGAAGGAAAAACAACACCUCAUGGAACUCUUUUUAGAAUGGGGGGAUGGCAUGAAAUGCUGUGAGGAUGGUGAUGAAUAUUGGGAUGAUGGAAAUUUCAGGGAUUCUACAGGUCAUGAGCUUGAUGAACAUAUACUUGACCAACUCCAACCACACACCAACUUAAGGAAACUGACAAUUCAUGGCUAUAUUGGUGCCAGGUCUGCAGUUUGGAUGACUCCUUCAUUGCUCGGCAAUUUGGAGACCAUAAGAUUGCACAAAUGCUUGGGAUGGGAAAGCCUUCCUCCUCUGGGACAGCUGCCAUUUCUCAAGAUAUUAGACCUUUCUGAUAUGCCUCAACUGAAACGAAUUGGCUCUGAAUUUUAUGGGAAAGGUGAGAAUGGUGGUUUUCGGUCAUUGGAGAUACUGCUUAUUAGGAAGCUUGAAGCAUUGGAGGAGUGGUCUGAUAAUGCUGCUGAAACUGAAUACCACCAAUGCUUUCCUAGCCUACAAAAGCUGCAUGUUCUACAAUGCCUUAAGCUGCGUAAAUUGCCGACAUUGCCUCUCAAUCUUACAAGAUUAAAGCUCGCUGAUGUGGGAUUGACCACUUUUCCUGUGCACAAACAUAGCAACAACAACAGGUCAUCAGUUUUUUCUUCCCUUGCUGAAAUAGAAAUCAGUGGCUGUAGAGAAAUGAGAUCUCUUCCUUCUGAAGAGUUACUUUGCAGGUUUACAGCACUUGAACACUUGGAAAUAAGUUACUGUGAAAAUCUGAGGUCACUUGGGGGAUUACAGGCAGUACAUUCCCUUAAGAAAUUGGCCAUCUGGGAUUGUCCUAAUCUCAUUCAAAGAACAUCAUGGUCAUCCACUAUGGAGAGGAAUAUUCCAUUCUUGCUUGAGCAACUCGAGACAAAUGAUCCCUUACUGCUGCUUGAGACUCCAUUGAGAAGUCUUAGCUCCCUUCAGGUUCUGAAAAUUAAGUUUAAUAACAACAUUAUUUCUUUUCCCAUUGAGGCAGAAAAUUGGUUGUUGCAAAAUGGUACUUCUCUUCGUGAGUUGCACCUGUGGGAUGUGAUAUCUCUACAAUCCCUCCCUUCCUGCUUGCAUGAAAUCUCUUCCCUCUUGGUUUUGGAUGUAUGUCAUAGUCCUGAACUCAGAAGACUGCCGCAACUCCCUUCCUCAUUGCAAAAAUUGAUGGUCACUUAUUGUCAUCCAGAAUUAAAAGAGCGUUACCAGAGGAAUGUUGGCAUUGAGUGGCAAAUGAUUUCUCAUGUUUCCUACGUUGACUUAUGUAUUUAAUAGCUAAUAUGCAUCAGCUGCAUUUGCAAUUCAGUGGGAUGAGAUCCACAAAAUGUAUGACCUGGAUAAAUGAGAUGCUUCUGAACAAUCAUACGGCUAAACAGAAUAAAGCUGGAUCGAUCUUGAUAAAUAGAAAAGUACCUCGGUUGACAGAGCAUCUGUUUCAGGGUAAUAUACCAAAACCUCUGGAUUUUUGUCUUAUAGGGAGCAUCAACAAAUUGUAACUUGCUACCAACCCUCAGAUAGUUGUUCUGUAGUUGGUGAGGCCAUUGUAACCAUUCGAGGAGCAAGAAUCAAUUCAUGGUAGUACAGGCUGCUGCUCGUGGAUCACACAACUCACUGGCAAAGCAUAAAGCCAGUUAUUGGUAGAAGAUGCAUGGGAAUUCCAUUUUUCUUUUAGGGAUUGUGGACCAGAUAAGAUUAAAAUUUGGUACGAUAUAUUUACUGAUCAAGUUCAUUUUCAACCCGAAAAUUUGCCACAGAUAAUGGUCAAAUAUCAUGAUUUGGUACAAGAUACAACUUGUUACUUGAUGAAGUGUCAACAAUGAUGCGAGAAUCUAAAGCAGGGGAUGCCUUAAUUUGCUCUCAAACUGAUUUCUGCUAUCCUGCUAUGAACUAUUCACUGAAGGUAUUGUCCACUUAUUUCUAUUAAGAUAAGAAGAUUCUUUUUUUGUUUGCCAGUUAAUGGCAAAAAGGAUAGCCAUUAUUCAGUUGCAGAAUCAUAUAAUCUAAAAGUAACAUAUUAUUAUUUAACUGCUAAACAAAUUUUGAAUAUUCAUUGUGCGAGAGAAGAAUGGACUUUCUUUUUUUUUUUUAUUCAAAUUGAAAAGGAGACUGCUUGCGGACC
This is a messenger RNA of Dendrobium catenatum, 4620 nucleotides long. Its product is annotated as putative disease resistance protein RGA1. Bases 207 to 3773 code for a protein of 1188 amino acids. The transcript is spliced from 4 exons. The record is from RefSeq and is a predicted model, not a curated record. Gene Ontology annotation, biological process: defense response to other organism. Gene Ontology annotation, molecular function: ADP binding. NCBI's taxonomy places the organism in Eukaryota, Viridiplantae, Streptophyta, Magnoliopsida, Asparagales, Orchidaceae.